Messenger RNA from Manduca sexta (tobacco hornworm), 1801 nucleotides. It is a transcript of the gene UGT47A1, whose product is annotated as UDP-glucosyltransferase 2. Lineage: Eukaryota; Metazoa; Arthropoda; Insecta; Lepidoptera; Sphingidae. Bases 90 to 1709 code for a protein of 539 amino acids. The transcript is spliced from 6 exons. The record is from RefSeq and is a predicted model, not a curated record. Gene Ontology annotation, molecular function: UDP-glycosyltransferase activity.
GGGCAGGUGACGUCACCGGUUAUCUUCGCAAAGGGUGCACGACGGCUGCACGCGAGUGCGCUGCGCAAACGGCAUCGAGAAGCAGAGAGAUGCGGCUGGUGUGGCUAGUCCUGUGUGUGGCGUGCGUAGGCGCAGCGGACGGCGCGCGCAUCCUUGCCGUGCUGCCCACCAACACCAAGAGCCACUACGCUAUGUAUGGCCGGCUCAUCCAAGCGCUAGCCAACAAGCAACACCAACUCACCGUCGUGUCCCAUUUCCCAAUGAAAAAUCCACCGCCGAACAUCGAUCAAAUCAGCUUAACGGGGACGAUACCAGAAAUCACGAACAAUUUGUCAAGACAGCAGCACUCGUUGAAACCAGACUUCAUCCGAAACUUAGAACAGAUCAUGAAGGAAUGCAUCCACGCUUGUGAGAUGGUGUCGCAUCUUCCAGCGGUCAAGAAGUUGUUUAAUUCUACUGCGACCUUUGACUUAGUUAUUGUGGAAGUUUUUGGAAGCGAUUGUUUUCUACCGGCUGGCAGAAAGUUUAACGCUCCCGUCAUAGGAUUCCUUUCGAGUGUUCCUUUGCCAUGGGUCAAUGAGCAGCUUGGUAACCCUGAAGGGACAGCGUAUAUACCAUCCUACAUGGUGGGCUACGGACAGCACAUGAGCUUGUGGGAGAGAUUCUUUAACACGUUCGCUGUGAUCACUGCGAAAAUGUUGUAUGUGUAUAAGUCACAAAUUCCGUCUCAGUCUAUAGCAGAUCGGCUGUUUGGACCUGGUGCUAAAUUGGAUACUCUUGCGAAAGAAUAUAGUCUAGUCUUAUCUAAUAGUCAUUUUAGUAUAAACGAAGUAAGACCACUGGUGCCAGCUUUGGUUGAAGUUGGCGGUUUGCAUUUAGACGAAACUCAAACAUUGUCACGGGACAUGAAAAAACUGCUCGACGCAUCAACAGAUGGCGUUAUCUACUGGAGUUUCGGGUCCAUGUCGCGAAUUGAGACGAUACCCAGUGAAACAUUAUCGCAAAUAUUUGAGGUGAUAUCGGAGAUGCCCCAAACGGUGUUCGUAAAGAUGAACAGAGGGAUGCUGGCGAGGAAUCUCACCGUGCCUGAUAACAUCUACACUAUGGACUGGAUACCACAGUACGCUACUUUGUGUCAUCCGAACGUUAGGCUGUUCAUCUCCCACGGGGGAUUGUUGGGAACACAAGAGGCGGUGGCGUGCGGCGUGCCCAUGCUGAUGGUGCCGUUGUACGCCGACCAGGCUCUCAAUGCGAGAGCCAUGGCGGACAGGGGCGUGGCGCAGAUACUCAGACUAAAGGACGCCGACAAAAAAAUGUGGAGAAGCGCUCUACAUGAAUUACUUGCUAAUCAUAAAUACAAAGAAAACGCAUUAAAAUUAAGAAGUAUAUUCCUGGACAGGCCGAUGCGUCCGCUAGACGCAGGCGUGUACUGGAUCGAAUAUGUAUUAAGACACAAGGGUGCGCAUCAUCUGAGAUCACCUGCGCUAGAUCUCUCUCUGCCGCAGUACCUGUUACUCGACGUGAUAGGACUCAGCAUACUCGCCACGAUAACAACCAUAUACAUACUGCACAAACUAUUCAGAUAUCUGUGCACGCGGUGCAUCAAAUGGUGGCCAAAAGAAAAACUCAUGUUCGAAAAAAGACUGUUCAAAAGAAACAUCAGUUUCUUCAUGUGCAUACUGUGGAAGUAUAAAGUGAAAACUAACUGACCUCUAUGAAUGCAAUUUAAAUAAUGUAUUAUAAUGAUAUAGAUGUAAAUAAUAUUGCGUAAGAUAUUUAUAAAAUAAAUAUUACUUGUUAA